Molecule: messenger RNA, 810 nt
Organism: Grus americana (Whooping crane)
Lineage: Eukaryota; Metazoa; Chordata; Aves; Gruiformes; Gruidae
Gene: RNF125
Product: ring finger protein 125
Exons: 6
Coding region: 1-684 (227 amino acids)
Biological process (GO): ubiquitin-dependent protein catabolic process; protein polyubiquitination
Molecular function (GO): ubiquitin protein ligase activity
Source: RefSeq, a predicted model, not a curated record
AUGGGCUCGGCGCUGGGCGGCGGUGCGGGCCGGGCGGCGGCGGGGGAGCAGCCGGGCCCGGGGCAGCCGCCCGCCCCCUCCUUCGAGUGCGCCGUCUGCCUGGAGGUGCUGCACCGCCCCGUGCGGACGCCCUGCGGACAUGUAUUCUGUCAUUCCUGUAUUUCUGCAAGUUUAAAGAGUAAUGCGUGGACGUGCCCUUACUGCCGCGCUUAUCUUCCUUCUGAAGGAAUUCCAGCCACUGAUAUUGCCAAGAAGAUGGAAAGCACAUACCAAAAUUGCACAGAAUGCCAAACACAGGUGUGUCUGAGUGAAAUGAGAGCUCAUUUAAGAACUUGUGAAAAAUAUAUAGAAAAUUAUGGACCUGUACAGGAGCUUGGAGAUGCUGUAACAAGAUAUUCCUGUCCUUAUUGCCAGUGUGAAGUAGAUGAGGAUGAGCUAAUGGACCACUGUUUCACUUACCACAGAUCGGAAAGGAGAGCAGUGUGUUGUCCAAUUUGCUGUUUAACACCUGGGAGAGAUCCAAGCUAUUUCAGCAGAAAUUUUAUAAGGCAUCUUCAACUCAGACAUACACUCCAUUAUGAAGACUACGUAGACAUAGACACUGUUGGAGAAGUUCUUGUUGAAAGAGUUCUGGAUGGGUCAUUCUUAGAAUAUGUGCAUGUGAGUCAUCCAAACAGUGCGUAAGGACUACUGCAAAAGAGUGGAAGAAUGUGUUCUGUAGAUAAACAUGGUCAUUAAAAUUUAGCCUUUUGCAAUUAAUGGAGUGUUAGUAACUUGCGUGGACCUUAAAAUGUUGGCGGGUAUUUUCUU